Theileria parva strain Muguga is the source of this 903-nucleotide messenger RNA. RefSeq lists its product as uncharacterized. The record is from RefSeq and is a predicted model, not a curated record. NCBI's taxonomy places the organism in Eukaryota, Apicomplexa, Aconoidasida, Piroplasmida, Theileriidae. The transcript is spliced from 2 exons. The coding region runs from base 300 to 857 and encodes 185 amino acids.
AUACAUCUGUCCAUUUUCUAUUUUAUUAUUUAUUUUACAAUUAGUAUAACUACAAAGAAUUCAGAAGAACUUAGGAAUCUUAUGUCUUUAUACACUUUAUUCACCAUCUUCAUUGUCCGUCUGUGUUUAUUCUAAUUAUUCAAUACAAUUGUGAUUCCUUUUUAUUUUUACUCUCACUUACACUUUUAAAUCAUUUGAUAAGGAUUCUGUUUUUUAUUUCCCUCACACUUAUCAUUAAAGGGUUUAAAUUUUAUAGUUCACAACAUCAUUCAUUUUAAUCCAAAAAUCCCAUUUUCACAAUGAUGAAUCUUCACACCCUCUUUCUUUAUUAUAUUUUUGCAUUAUUCUCAAUAGAAUCUGUCUUCGCUAAUCAACAUCUGGAUGUUUCAGCUAAUAACCACCUUAAUCGCCACUCCAUGAUUAGGAAUCACACCCAAUCUACACCACUAUACAGAACAUUCAAUGACGUUUCAAAGAGGAAACACAAUGUUAACUCUAAGGUUAAUUUACACCCAGCUGUAGCAGAUUCUCCAACCGCUGAGAGCCCAAAAGCCGUGGACAAUUUUACAAUAUUCUACCCUCAGGAAUCUAGGAAACAGGAAAACAACGAUGUUGAGGAGCAAAGGAUACCCUUGAUUCUUGGAGGUAUAGGAAAUGGCCUCUAUUCAGAGUCGAAUCCUUCAUUAGAACUCUUUCCAGGUUCCUUAUCUGACCUCGUUGGACAGGCAACUAACUAUAUAUCUGAGGUGUUUUCUGGCAUGAACAAGUCUCUACAUCGUUUUUUCGACCAGGUUGAUGAGAAUCUAAAGAAAAGUAAUGGUUCUCACCUAAUGGAGAUAGGAGAUAUAUUGUUUUAAACUCUUUCAAAUUAAAGAUUUUUUGUCAAUAAUUUUGUAUAAUACU